AUGGAGACAACCGAUCCGAUUCUCGUCCAUCUUUCUCCUCAAAUUCGAGGCCCAAUCGUGCUCGCCGCUGGUAUUCUCUGUAUGCUUAGUUAUGGAGUCGUUUACACGUUUGGAAAUCUUCUCCCCUAUUUGGUUUCCUAUAUCCGAUGGCAGAUCGAUCCAAAGAAAACUGCUGGCGAAAUGAUCUGGUUACAAACGAUCAUGAACGGGAUCCCGUUUGCAAUGAUUGUUGGAGGGAUUCUCGAGCGAAAGUUAGGCGGUCGAGCCGCCGCAUUGAUUGGAUCUUUGCUUUAUACUCUGGGUUGUUUUGCAUCAUAUUGGACAGUGAAAAUGUCAUAUGGCUGGUUGUUGGUAUCGUUUGGAGUGGUGAUGAGUUUUGGGCAAGGAAUCGCCUACAAUGCUGUUCUUUGCACAGCGCAAAGGUGGCUUCCGAAUAACGUGGGUUUGGCUGGUGGUUUGAUUGUCGGUGGAUUCGGGUGUGGUGCAUUUAUUCUGGCUCCUUUACAAACGACUUUCAUCAAUCCAUUGAACUAUUCAGUGAAUAAGGAUGGAUAUUUCACACAAGAGGACUUACUUGAAAGAGUGCCAAGCGUUUUCCUUGUCAUGGGUUUGUUGUUUGCAGUAUUUCAAACGAUUGGGUUAACUUUAUUGGGUGAACCGGUUGAGAAUCCAAGCAUCGAAGACGAGCCCCUUCUCGUCACUCCACCCACCGAGUCUUCCCUUCAAGAAAUGCUCUGCUCAACCACAUUUCUCAUGCUCUUUUUGACGCUUACAUUUAACGCAAUUUGGGUUCAAGUGACUAGUGGAUUGUACAAGGCAUUCGGUCAACAAUUUAUCUCAUCCGAUAUAUUUCUGUCGUUGAUCGGCUCUUUCUCCUCGAUAUUCAACUGCGCUAGUCGAGUCUUUUGGGGUCUAAUGGCGGAUAAUAGCUCUUAUCAAUCCUCGAUGGCCAUUGUGUGCACAUUGGGAGCAGUGUUGAUGUGGUUGUUGCCAUUUGUGAAGAGUAUCGGUGAUCAAUGGCUUUUUAUGGCUACUAUUUGUUUGAUGUUUGGUUGUGUCGGUGGCACGUACAGUCUUCUCCCAUUCGCCACUCAUCGAUGUUUCGGAAGAGCUCAUUUUGGACUCCUUUAUGGAGCGAUACAGUCAUCGAUUACUCUAGCCGGUGUAAUCACAGCACUUCUUUCACAAUUCAUUCUUCCCAUUCUCGGCUAUGAAUAUCUCUUCUUGAUUUGCGGUGGUUUCAUGGCGAUUUCGCUUGUUUUAACGACACUUAUCCAUUUCACUCCAUACGCUUUAAUCAGGGAAAUCGAGGAAAUCGUCGUCAGCCGACGCCAAUCCCAUUUCAGUCACUCCAGU
This is a messenger RNA of Mesorhabditis belari, 1356 nucleotides long. NCBI's taxonomy places the organism in Eukaryota, Metazoa, Nematoda, Chromadorea, Rhabditida, Rhabditidae. The record is from the annotation of a GenBank genome assembly.